Messenger RNA from Dentiscutata erythropus, 216 nucleotides. Lineage: Eukaryota; Fungi; Glomeromycota; Glomeromycetes; Diversisporales; Gigasporaceae. The record is from the annotation of a GenBank genome assembly.
AUGGAGCAAGGAAAUUUAUUCGAUAAUAGGACUGAAAUUGACUCUUGGAACCCUGCAACAGGCCCACAAUUUCGACAAGUUCCACUUCUUGAAGAUACUGUAUUAAAACUUCCUGGAGGUUUUCCUAGCCUACAAACUUGGGAUCACAAUCAAAGUCGACCUACUUCACCUACAGGCUCCAACCAUACUCAAGUCUAUACCAAGAAUCAUCUAUAG